This is a messenger RNA of Zymoseptoria tritici IPO323, 768 nucleotides long. RefSeq lists its product as uncharacterized. Gene Ontology annotation, cellular component: endoplasmic reticulum. The record is from RefSeq and is a predicted model, not a curated record. The transcript is spliced from 2 exons. Gene Ontology annotation, biological process: peptidyl-proline hydroxylation to 4-hydroxy-L-proline. Lineage: Eukaryota; Fungi; Ascomycota; Dothideomycetes; Mycosphaerellales; Mycosphaerellaceae. Gene Ontology annotation, molecular function: procollagen-proline 4-dioxygenase activity; iron ion binding; L-ascorbic acid binding. The coding region runs from base 1 to 768 and encodes 255 amino acids.
AUGGCUCCCAAAGUCAAGACGAGCAAGCCCGGAUUGGCUACAGCGAAGCAACCCACACCGAAUUGGCCGGCAAUGCAACCUCUCCUGCCUUCUUCCGACCUAUCAUUCGAGAUACUGCUGCAAAAUCAGAUCCUCACGAUACCCCGUCUGUGGACAUCCACUCUCGCCAAGAAGUAUGUGACCUUUCUCUCCACGCUCCCACUCGUGACUACGCCCGGCAAGCCCAAAAGAGGAGAUGCCGUGCGGGUGAACGACCGCUACCAGAUUGAUGAUGCGAUAUUCGCAGAGCAGUUGUGGAGCUGCACGGCUCUGAAAGAUCUCGUUCUGAACGCUGAGAAUGCCGAAGAUGGCACUCCUCUUUCUGAAGCGGCCAAGCACGAACUAUGGGGCGGCGAGGUCCUCGGUUUGAACAGCAAUAUCAGAAUAUAUAGAUAUUCAAAAGGGCAGUUCUUCGAUCAGCACUAUGACGAUGCGAAUAAUGUUAUGUUCCCAUCCGAGGCAUCUCCACAAAGCAUAAAAGGCAGGACGACGUGGACUCUGCUACUGUACCUCAGUUCUCCUGCAACGGGCUGCAUCGGUGGGGAGACCAUCUUCUACCCGGAACCCGCCAGUAAGCGUGAGGCCGCACCAUCUCCGGUGAUAGCAGAGCUGGAAGUCGGCACAGCGCUACUGCACCGGCAUGGCAAAGACUGCAUGCUUCAUGAAGGCAGAGAGGUCACCGCGGGCGAGAAGUGGGUGAUUCGCAGCGAUCUGGUCGUGAAGCGGUGA